Molecule: messenger RNA, 631 nt
Organism: Drosophila albomicans
Lineage: Eukaryota; Metazoa; Arthropoda; Insecta; Diptera; Drosophilidae
Gene: RpL12
Product: 60S ribosomal protein L12
Exons: 5
Coding region: 89-586 (165 amino acids)
Biological process (GO): translation
Cellular component (GO): ribosome; cytosolic large ribosomal subunit
Molecular function (GO): large ribosomal subunit rRNA binding; structural constituent of ribosome
Source: RefSeq, a predicted model, not a curated record
AAAUCACUCACAAUUUGACAACCGUGUUGAUGUCUCUUUCUCCUUUUGGCAUUUUAGCUGAAGCGGUUCAAACCACCAGUAUAAAAAGAUGCCUCCUAAAUUCGAUCCCACGGAAGUAAAAUUAGUUUACUUGCGCUGCGUUGGUGGCGAGGUUGGAGCUACUUCAUCUCUGGCUCCCAAAAUCGGUCCUCUCGGUCUGUCUCCCAAAAAAGUUGGUGAUGAUAUUGCAAAGGCCACCUCGGACUGGAAGGGUUUGAAGAUUACUGUCUGCCUGACCAUCCAAAACAGGCAGGCUACCAUUUCUGUGGUACCAUCAGCUGCCUCGUUGAUUAUUAAGGCAUUGAAGGAACCUCCACGUGAUAGGAAGAAGCAAAAGAACAUCAAGCACAGUGGAAACAUUUCCUUUGAUGAUAUCUUGGCUAUCGCUCGUACAAUGAGACCUAGGUCGAUGGCGCGUGAGCUGAAGGGAACCUGCAAGGAAGUCCUUGGCACUGCCCAAAGUGUUGGUUGCACUGUUGACGGAAAGCACCCUCAUGAUGUUAUUGACGACCUCAAUAAUGGAGCUAUUGAAGUCCCAGCAGAAUAAAUAUUAAUUUCUUUGAACACUUAAUAAAUCUGCUAUUUUACAAUC